This is a messenger RNA of Centruroides sculpturatus (bark scorpion), 10054 nucleotides long. Its product is annotated as teneurin-m-like. Bases 518 to 9004 code for a protein of 2828 amino acids. The transcript is spliced from 29 exons. Gene Ontology annotation, molecular function: protein binding. Gene Ontology annotation, biological process: motor neuron axon guidance. NCBI's taxonomy places the organism in Eukaryota, Metazoa, Arthropoda, Arachnida, Scorpiones, Buthidae. The record is from RefSeq and is a predicted model, not a curated record.
AAAUCGCAUUAAAGUAGUUAAAACAAUUUUUAAAAAGUCUGUAAAUACUUAAGAUAAAUUUAAAAUAAAUGAAUGACCGAAUGAAUAAUUCCUUUCAAUUGGCGUUAAUAUUUUCGAAGGAUGGAGUGAAAUAAAAGAGUGGUGACCCAGACCAGUCACAUUAGACAGCCUGUUUAUUGAACUAAUUCGGUGAAGGAAGCAAUCAUCUACUCUGUACUAUACGCAGCGUAAGAGUCGUUAGUUCCUAACUAUUGCUGGUCUGGGAGUUGUUGGACACUCACUAUCCAGUUGUUAACGUUGUCCUCGUAGAACGAUGACAUGUCUUUGGAUGCCAAUACCCACUAUAUACAGUUAAUUUGUCAAGAUAAUCUAAGUUCUAACUCUCUAAUCUGGCAUCUGACGUCACGGGACCUUAUCGACUGUAACUCCUCUCGUUGACCUUUAUUCUUUGAUUACGAUGUCUGCAAGUUAGAACGUUUUACCUAAUUUGAUUCUAGAAGAAUUCUGUUCUUCAUUUAUGGAUGUUUCACGAGGUGGUAGGAUGAAUCGUCCGGGUUCUAGGCUAAGAAGACAAAGAAGCCAAGAAUGGCAAGAUUAUAGUUCGUCAGAUAACGACGAAGAUCUCGAACGCCAGGGAUAUCGCUAUUCAGAAGAUCACGGACAUCAAUAUGAAGAUCCCAGAGUGGUUGUUGACAGCAGGAAACAUGAUGGAGAUAGAGGAAAAGGCAGAGGUAACGGAAAUAAAGCCAACGGAAGCAAUAGUAGUGGUAGAUCAUUCAGUCACAGUAGUGUAGAGCUUCUUCCUGCCAGAAAUUUUCAAGGAUACAGAGAAGCUGAUAAUGAUAUGGAAACCGAAAACUGUUACGGGCAAACACAGAGAGAUGGAAAUGUAAUAUUAACGGGAAAGCAAAUGCAGUAUCCAUCGUACGCUUCUCUCCCUCGCCAGAGCCACAAUCAACAAACCAGAGAACAAGAAGUAAACAGGGAUAGUCAAAGAAACAUUGCCAAUAUUAAUAAUAACUCCAGGGGACGCCUUUAUCUUUCUUUAAGGAGAGGACCUUCUUCAUCUUCCACGUCGGAUAACAAUUCCGAUGCUACUUAUACCGAUUCGGAACCGUUCGCCAGAAGAAGAGCCUUAGAUGGUCAAAAUGUGUUUGGUGAUAGUCCUCCCGAACCCGCUCCCGGUACACUCCCUUCUAGAACCACUCCUCCAGUUUACCAUAUCGAAGCACUGGGAAGAAGGCCCAGAUUGGGAUAUUUAGAAAGCGAAUGCGAAUCAGAACCACCUUAUUUACCUAACAUGCUGUCAGGAGGAUUAUCUUCGUUUGAAUCACAAGACAUUUCCACAUUAAAUCCAACUCAGACGGUUCCUGAUGCAACGGCGCCAUCUUGCACCGGUGAAGAUGGAAGAACGAAUAUCAACAAAUUAAAUAAGACGGAUAACGAAAGGAUAUAUAGUCAACCGCAACAGGUUUUAAUUCCUAAAACUGAGGGAGCGACCUCGGCAACCAGCACAGCCACCACAGCCACUCCUAGUGCGCCUCCUACAAGUAGUCCAAAUACGGGAGGGCCUACUUACAGCAAUCCUUUACCAGUAUUCUGUAGCACGCCUAGUUCAACAACGGGCCCUAUGGUACCUGUUCCUAACUGCGUGAAUCCUCAACUUAUCCAACCAGCCACGGCUCCUGCUAGAGUCAGGCAACCUUUCUCUCCAGCUUCGGCAUUUUCAUCUACAGCCAUCUCUUCAUCGAGGUUUCAUUUCCAGAAGUCUUGUAGCCAUAGAUGUUCUUGGAAGAUGUCUACCAUUGUUCUUAUAUUUGUAACUACCAUUCUAACGGCAACAAUGACUUAUUUUGCAGCUAUGAGUUCUCUUAGCGUUUAUCCAGAAAGCAACAAACCGUGCAUUGUUGUUUCAGAUAGAGAAAACACUAGAAGUACUACAGGUCCUACAGAGCUUCCAACGAACAUUAAAGGAAUAGGACUUCCAGCCCAAUCUGCUUGUUUAGUGGGGUUAACGGACACGGCUAUUUACAAAAAGAUUAUAUUGGGCACAGUUCUAACGAAAACUCUGCCAGCACACGAAUCGUGGAAUGUUUGGUUUAGUCAACUAGAAUCUACUUUUGUUCGUUUCAACUUUUCGGUUUCUCACGGUACUCGACUAGCUUUUUUAGCAAGGAAGAACGAACCACCUUCAAUUACUGCUUAUGAUAUUAUGGAGGUGAUAGCCGAUGAGCACCGAUUGUACAAAAGAGCCACGAUACAACACGAUGAAGUUAAAUUUUUACAUCAUCUGGACCCCGGUACUUGGUACAUAUCCAUUAUAAAUGACGAUAGUAAAGCCGUUAUUGUAAAUUUUCACCCAACAGCUGCUCGUGACAUUCCAACGACGUGUCCCAAUGAUUGUCAUGAACACGGUAACUGUCACCUAGGAAAAUGUCAUUGUUUCCCAGGCUACAUUGGUCCCGAUUGUGCAGACAGUGUUUGUCCGGUUUUAUGUAGUGGUCACGGUAGGUAUGUUCAUGGUAGAUGUAGAUGUGAACCCGGUUGGAAAGGUGCAGAAUGUAGUGUCCAGGCUGAUGAGUGCGAAAUUGCUGAUUGUAACGGUCAGGGAAGAUGUGUGGAUGGUACUUGCCAAUGUAAUUCUGGUUACAGAGGAUUGCACUGCGAAGAGGUGGAUUGUUUGGAUCCCGUAUGUUCCGGGCACGGUGCCUGUAUCGUUGGUCAAUGUUGGUGUAAAAUUGGUUGGAAAGGAGCCAACUGUAGCGAAGCGGAUGGUCGCCUGAGCAGGUGCUUCCCUGAUUGUUCCUCGCAUGGUGUAUAUGAUCUAGAAACAGAAAGAUGUGUUUGUUUCGAACAUUGGACGGGCGAAGACUGUUCUAAAGCCAAAUGUACACUAGACUGUGGUCAAUAUGGACAGUGCGAGGAAGGUCGUUGCCACUGCGAAGACGGGUGGACGGGAGAGAGAUGCGAUCAAAGGAUAUGUGAUCCUAGAUGUUUGGAACAUGGCCAGUGCAAUAACGGAACUUGCAUCUGUAUCCAAGGAUGGAUGGGAAGGCAUUGCACUUUGGAUGGAUGUCCUAAGGGCUGCAAUAGUCAUGGCCAUUGCAUCAGAGAAGGCGAUACCUGGACGUGUCACUGCGCUGAAGGAUGGGGAGGGAGAGAGUGCAAUGUGCCUCAAGAAGCCAACUGCGACGACGAGGUGGACGACGACGAAGACGGUUUAACUGAUUGUGCAGACAGCGAGUGUUGUGCCAGAGAAGAAUGUCAGGACAGUCUCAUGUGCCUUUCUUCGCCCGAUCCUUUAGAUAUAUUAUUAAGAAAGCAGCCACCAGCUGUCACUGCUUCGUUUUAUCAAAAAAUGAAGUUCCUCAUCGAGGAACAAAGUGUGCAGAGUUAUGCACACAGAGAUGAAUAUUCCGAAAGCCAGUUCUGGAGUGCCUUCGUCAAAAGCCGGGUAGCCGUUGUAAGGGGACGGGUUAUAAGUCGUGAGGGCAAUGGUCUCACCGGCCUUAGGGUCAGUGUUGCCACAGACCCUCAAUUCGGCUUCACUCUAACCAGGAGCGAUGGAUGGUUUGACAUAUUAGUUAAUGGUGGUGGUGCUAUUACCCUUCAGUUCCAAAGGAACCCUUUCCACCCAAUCAAAAGAACAGUUAUGGUGCCAUGGAACGCCAUCAUUGUAAUGUCUCCAGUAACAAUGUCGGCCACAAUCGAGCAAGAGCAACAAGGAGAGAUUGGUGAAGAACAAGAACCUUGCAUAGAUCAUGAUUACGAUCAGAUGAAGCCAAUAGUCUACCAAACUUGGAGGCCAGGAUCUCAAGGGGGUUGCACCACUACCAGCUCUGUGGUGGUGGAGACACAGGUUCUUCAAGAAAGUAUUUCUAUUCCCGGUUCCGAUUUACAUUUAAUAUAUCAAAGUAGUCACGCUCAAGGCUAUUUAUCCACCAUCCAUCUUCAAUUAACACCUUCGGUAAUUCCCGAAACACUUCGAUUAGUCCAUCUUAAAGUAGUAGUGGAAGGUAUUUUAUUAGAAAAAACAUUCGAAGCCGAUCCCGACAUAAAGUACACGUUUGCUUGGAACAAAAGGAAUAUCUACAAACAGAAAGUUUACGGUUUAACCGUAGCCAGAGUGUACGUUGGAUACGAGUACAUCAGCUGUCAAAAGGUUGUGUGGACAGUCAGGGCAACCAGUCUCCGAGGGUUUGACAUGGAUAUAUCCGAAUUAGGAGCUUGGAAUUUGGAUGUGCAUCACCGAUAUAACUUCCACGAGGGAGUUCUUCAAAAGGGUGAUGGUGCCACCAUAUACUUUCGUCAACAACCUCGAGUCAUUUCUGUUUUAAUGGGAAAUGGCCAACAACGUCCUCUCCUCUGUCCAGAAUGUAAUGGUUUAGCUCGAGAUAAUAAACUCCUAGCUCCAGUAGCUCUAACUAGCGGACCCGACGGCAGCGUGUAUGUUGGAGACUAUAACCUAGUUAGACGCAUAACCAGCAACGGACAAGUGUACACCGUAUUUCGAAUGAGAACUAGCGAGGUUUCGAAUCAAUAUCAUUUAACACUAAGUCCCACUGAUGGUCACCUGUAUAUCUCGGAUCCCGAAAGACACAAAAUCCUUCGAGUGCACUCUUUGGAUAAAGUGGAAGAUCCCGAUUCGAAUUUCGAUGUUGUUGUGGGUAGUGGAGAAAGGUGUCUUCCUCGAGACAAAGAUAACUGCGGAGAUGGUCGACCCGCGCUAGAAGCUCGCCUCUCUUAUCCCAAAGGCAUGGCAGUUGCAGUCGAUAAUACUCUGUACUUCGCCGACGGUGCUAACAUCCGGAUGGUGGACAAUCGAGGGAUCAUCCAUACUCUGAUAGGAGAUCAUCAUCACAAAAGGCAAUGGAGACCGAUCCCAUGUUCGGGAACGUUGAAAGUGGAGGAGGUGAAACUGCGAUGGCCGACAGAUCUGGCAAUCAACCCUUUGGAUGGUUCCCUUUAUUUUAUCGACGAUCACAUGGUCUUAAAGUUAACGAAGGAUAAACGUGUUAUGGUAGUGGCGGGACAACCCGUGUAUUGUAAACUCAACCACAAUCAGACAUUAAAGACGCGAAUGAUCGGAGAAGCUGCUCUCGGCUCAUUAAUUAGUUUUACGUUCGGUCCAACGGGAGAAUUGUACAUCGCCGAAGUAGACAAGAACAAUGUACAUAGAAUACGCAAGAUGACACCGGAAGGAGAGCUGCUACAUUUUGCAGGAAAAGAAGGUGGUUGCGAAUGCGAAAAACAGAACUGCACGUGUGCAGCGGACGAAGAAGGAGCCUUAGCCAAAGACACUAAACUUUAUUCGAUAUCUUCGCUCACGGUCACUAGCGACGGAGUAGUUCAUCUCGCCGAUCAAGGCAGCCUCAGAAUCUUAUCUGCUAUUCCUUAUCUCCCUCAGCCAGACGAUCAACUCGAAUUUCAGAUAGCGUAUCCCGAAAAUCACGAAAUUUAUGUUUUUAAUAAAUACGGUCAACAUACCAGUACUAAAAGUAUUUUAACCGGUAAGACAAUCUAUACCUUUCUUUACAAUGUAAAUACUAGUUUUGGAAAGCUUUCCGCAGUGACGGAUGCUUCUGGCAAUAAAGUGUCCUUUUUGAGAGAUUCGGGAAAUAGUCUUCACACCAUAGAAACUGCUAGAGGACAGAAAUGUCGCGUCCAAGUCACCAAACAAGGACUACUCGAAACAAUAGUCGAUCCCGAUAAUCUAGAGACAAAGUUCGAGUACGAUAGCCUGGGACUAUUAGUCAGUAGAUCAGAUGCUACCGGGAGAUCGUUCUUUUAUCUGUUCGAUGAAAACGGUCGAGUCACCGACAUUGUAAGAGCUAGUGGAAGGGUGACCUCGUUGACCUUUGAUCUUAGCCCCGUCGGUGCUUCGGUUUUAUCAGUCGAUCAAGAACAAGGCAGUCAAUUGAUGGUGACCGUAAAAGGAACGAGUGUCAUCACGCGGGAAGGAGGCAUUCCGAUUGAAGCUAAACUUCAUCAAGAUGGGGCCAUAGAAAUAGAAACGCCGUGGCAGCAGGGAGUCGUUUGGGAGCCCGCUUCACAUUUCGUUCUGCAAGAAAUGCUUCCGGUCCAAGCGGGAAUGUUUCCACUUCCUGUUAAACAAACUACAUUUUUGGGUGUAGAGCCAACUAAUGUUGUUGAAUGGAACUACGAUUUAAAGUACAGCAAACGUGAUAAAGAUAAGGAAGAUCGAGGAAUAUCGGCUGUCGAAAGAGUUUUAUCUGUGAAUGAUUUCCAGUUUCUAACAGUGGAAUACGAUUGGGUUGCAUCCAGAGAGAUCUUCUACAAUAGCUCCAGAAGACCGUUCCUGGUGGUCCAAUACGAUAGCUCUAGUCGACCUAUCCAGUGGCUACCUACUGACACCAGACUCCCUCUGAACGUCAUGUAUGAUAGACUGGGGAGACUAUCGGGAUGGCAACAAGGCCCACUUGCAGAAACGUUUGGUUACGACAGAAUGGGACAUUUAUCCGAGAUUAAGUACCCGGAUAAUGCAGCCAUGAGAUAUAGCUACGAUGGAAAAACCAUGCCGAGUAAAGUGGUGCUGCCCAGUGGAAGAAGAUAUACCUUUCAUUACGACGAUAACGGAGGCUUAAAAUACAUCACUACACCCAAAGGAACACGCCAUUCGUUUUUAUCGUUGAUAUCUAUUGGUUUUUACAAACUUUUUUAUAUACCACCAGGUAAUAGUGGACCAUACGUUGUUCACUUUAACGAUCACAGACUACCCACCAUGAAGAUAUUUCCCGGUGAUCAGGGAAGAAUCUUAUAUCGAUACAGCAAUCAAAGCUAUGUCAGUGCCAUUAUUUAUGGAGGCGGAAAGGUCGAAAGAAAUUACACAUCCUCUGGAUUUGUGGCAUCGGAAUUCUGUUCCGGAAACGACGUCACCGUUAAAACAGAUUACGCUUACGAUGGAGCAUUGCUAACAAGCUGGAAACAGGAGUAUUUUUCUCCGUUUCACAUGACCAGUGCUGCUUUUCAUUAUCAAUACGACCGAAUGUUUCGAGUAAAAAUGUUCACGCCGAGAAUCGGUACUUUACAGUUGCAAUCGAUCGAAUUCCGUCACAAUCCGAAAACAGGUAGAAUAGAACAGAUAGGCGACUUUAAAUUGUUCGACAGAACUCAAAACGAAACAGUACUGUCAGAUGGAAAAGCUUCCAUUUCUAAACAAGUAGACGCACUUCAUCGUCUGAGACAGACAUCCCUUGUCAUUGGAGAUAAGGAAGUAUUCAGAAUGGAAAUACAAUAUGACAGCAGGAACUCGGUCACCCAGUCAAAAAUGUACACUUCACACGCUCCCACCAAAUCUACCGUUCAGAAUUUUUCCUACGACGAAGACGGGCAGCUAAUCGAAAUGGUAGGAGGAGACCAUUGGAAAUUCACCUACGACGAAAACGGCAACUUGGUUACGAUGCAAUACAUGGGAAAUCGAAUAGACAUUUUACACGAUAUCGGAGACAGAAUCGUAAGCUUCGGAGACACGCCUUACGUCGUCGAUGGAAAAGGUUUCGUCAUUCAAAGAGGCGAAGAGGGAUUCUCCUAUAAUACACGAGGAGAAUUAGUAAGAGCUUCGAGGAACGGAAAGUACGAAGUUUUGUAUUAUUACGACGCUAAAGGUCGAUUGUCUGUCAGAAAGGAUCAUUUCGGCAACGUCACCCAAUUUUUCUACGCAAUUCCCGAUCGUCCUCAACUAGUAACACACGUGUAUAAUAACGCCGACGGUAGGAUUUUGAGUAUAGUUUACGAUGACACGGACGCACCAAUUUAUCUCACCGUCAACAAAGAUAGCUACUAUGUUGCGUCGGAUCACAAUGGCAGCCCUCUGUUUAUAUUCGAUAAGGCGGGAGAAGUGGUUAAAGAAAUUCAAAGAGGUCCUUACGGUCACGUUUUGUUCGAUUCCAGAUCCAGUUUUUAUUUACCUGUAGAUUUCCAAAAAGGAAUUUUCGAUCCGUUAACCACCAUGGUACAUUUUGGAGACAAAAUUUACGAUUCUCUGGUGGGACAAUGGCUGACACCCAGGUGGGAUGACGUUCUUUAUAAAGUAAUGGAUCCGAGAAACUUGCACCUUUAUCGAUUCAGCAGAAACGAUCCCGUCAACGUCGAUAGAAAACUCCAUAAUAAGCUAGAUCUUUCCGAAUGGAUAAGCAGUCAGGGAAUUGAAAUGGGCGUCUUAGAUUUAGCAGCAUCUAGCAUCUUUGGAGAAAACAAUCCCAAAAAGCCACCGCCAUUGUUUAUCGAUAUGCCUUCGGUACCUUUAGUAUCCGGUUUUGCCUGUGCCGUUCAACAGAAACUGAAGAACUUUGCCACAAUAUCUAGUGUCGAACGUCCAAAAGUCAAACGUGAACAAUUAUUCGAAACUGUGCUUCCUAAGCUCAGCACACAAAGUGUUCCUUUCGGAGCUGGCAUAACAGUAUCUAGAUUAGGAAAUAGAGCUAUAGUUAGAUCUUCGAACGAAGCAGAAAUUAUCCGCCGAGAUGUUUUUACUUCAGUUUUUAAUAAUUCAUAUAUUUUAGAUCUUCAUCUGGUGAUGCACGGACAAGACGUGUUUUAUUUUGUUAAAGAUAGCACUUGGAGAGUAAACGACGAUCUUAAUCAACUACAGAGAUUAGGCACUGCCAUUAAUACUACGGUUCACGAAAGUAAAGUAGAAGAUCAACGAUCGGGGCAUCAACAUGUCGAUAUCAGAGUGCACGCCGAUCACUCGAUCCUGAAUAUUCGUUACGGAAGUACUUUACAAAAAGAAAGGCAGAGGUUAUUGAGACACGCCAAAAAACACGCAGUGGGUCAGAGAUGGGCUCAAGAGCGCGAGAUGAUAUUAACUAAUCAAAGAGGUUCGCGAGAAUGGACAGAGAAAGAAAAAGAACAUAUUUUAAGUUCGAGUUCGGUGCCAGGAUAUCGUAGUGAUUACUACCACUCGGUGGAACUGUAUCCCGAAUUAGCGGACGACCCUGCUAACGUGUUGUUUCAUAAAUCGUCUCAAAAACAUCGUAGGUGACACCCCUGAAUCCGUGGUGGCAUUAUCAAAAUUGCAUUUACGUCAAUGUAAAUGUUGAAGCCUUCAAUCAACCAAUAGUUUUCCGAGAAAAACAAACAAACAAACAAACAAGCUUCCGAUAAUCACUCGAAAGAAGAGUUAUAUGGGAAGAGAUGAUAUUCAACUCUUCCAACUGGUUCGGAAACUUAUUUAAACAUAUACACAUAUACAUACUCCUCUGAUGUUUCUUGCCAACACUACUUUGCCUUAGCUGUGGCUGCUUUUCGUCUGGCAGUGGUUCUACGCAUGCGUCAGCCUUACUCUAUCUAGUGAAGUCUUUUCGCCGUGAGUACUGUUUCAGAUGUACCUCGAGACAGCAGAAAAACUGUCAGAAUAACCCAUUCGUUACAAUCAUUUAUAUACACGUCCUCCGUGAAAACAUCUCCUUUUCGUAUUUCCAGCAUGACGGCUAUCCGCGAUGUCUCUUGUGAAUGUGUAAAUUGUACGUGACCUACGUAUAGCAUACUGUUUCGCUCCAGUUGUGAGCAACACGUUACGUUAUCGGCGUAACUGUUUGUGAUUUCCGACGUCUGUGAGAAUUUAAAAAGAAAAAAAAAAUGGUGUUGAUCACCAAAUUAUCGACAAAUGUCUCGUGAAGGUAUUUCUACAAGCGGACAGAUAUACCGUUUCAACCUGUUGUCCACUAUAUCCUGCCGUAUAUAUAUAAAUAUAUAAAUAUAUAUAUACAGUAUACAUACAAUCUGUAUGGGCUCUGUUCCCUCUGUCCUGGACAUUGUUUUUUUGUAUACACAAUUGAGAAAUGUCAUAAGUGUACAUAAAACUGUAUGGAUUCGUAGUUCGUCAAUUAACUGGAACAAAAAAAAAGAUCUAAUAUUGAAAUCCGAUAAAAAGAAAAAUAUUAGAAACUGUUUAUUAUUAUUAAUUAUUACCAUUUAUUACUAUUAUUAUUAUUAUAUGAUUAUCAUCAUCAUGGAACAUUCGCUGGUGCUGUAUGUAAAUGUUCAUGAAAUAAAGGACAAAUGAUGACGUUGCUUCCACUGUUCAUGCCAG